GGGAAUGGGGCGAGCCUCCAGCAGUUGGGUCAGAUCAAUGAUUUCUCCCGGCCCUCCUUGGACCCUGGAGGCCUCCUCUUGGAACCCUCUGUAGGCUUCUUGGGUGUUUGUUGGACUCCUCCUGGGAGCCUGUUAGAGGUCUUUGAAGCCGUCUUGAGGGGUACGGCCCUUGGAGUCUCCUCGAGCGAGCUCGCAGAAGCCCCUUCUUGCGGCCCUGUUUGUUCACUCUUCUGCGAGAUCUUGCCCCCUCUUCCCCCCCUCCUCCUCCACCCCCUCCUCCUCCUCCUCCCCCUUCCUUGUUGUGCAAGAACCGUGGCACACGUGCCACUUGUUUGUGUGUCCCAGGGCCCCUUCAAUCGUGCCAACGACAGAGUUCGGCGUGGACCCGUCGUGCGACUGCACGGGCUGCGCCCAGGUCGUGCGGUCGUCCCAGGGGGCCUCUGCCCGCGGCUGGGGCGUUUCCAUGGCCGUCGGCGUCGCGGCAGCGCGCGAGCCUCGCCGGGCAACCUCCUCGCCUGGCGAGGAGGUCGCGACGAGGCUGCUCGCAAAGUGCCUGCUCGCAAACGCCCGAAAAACACGUGCCUGCUUCGAUGUAAGUUGUCUUAGAGCCCCCGCGGCGGAUCCAGGCGAUUUGCGAGUAGCCACUUUGCGAGUAGUGGAACGCGCUCGUCUAUUUCCAGCUGGUCACUGGCCGCACCUGGAAGGGCACCGCAUUCGGAGGCUGGAAGUCCAAGCCGCAAGUGCCAAUGCUUGUCGACCUGUACAUGGCCGGAGAGGUCAUCAAGGUCAACGAGUACGUCAUGCACGAGAUGAUUUUUGAAGACAUCAUUCAAGCCUUCGAGUUGUUACACCAUGGCGAGUGUCUUAGGUGCGCGCUGACGUUUGAGAGUGCGGCUUGACAAAGAAGCAGAUGCCCCAUCGUUGGCCUUAUCUUCCACCAAGGUAUUACUCGGCAUGGGCUCCGCGCAAGAUCAAAUCCUCCAUGUGCAUGCCUGAGUCCUGCAUGGGGUGAUCCCCGGGUGUAUCCGUCUGAUCAGAUGCGGUGCGACCCUCGCCGCCUUCGACGAGCUGGUCCAGAGCUGGGCGCGAGCGGCCGCACCCGCCACCGCCGAGCAGCAGACGAGCAGGCCGAGCAGCCAGCGGGGGACGCAGCCGCCUGGGCUCGAGGCCCUCCGCUGGCGGGUCGCGCGAAGGGCCGUCGGCCGGUCGCGCGAAGUGCGCCAUGCCUCCGUCCGCGGCGGCCGCCACCGCGCGGCGGAGGCCCUAGGCGCUGCGGCUGCGCCCGUGGCCUGCGGGCCUGCACCCGCCAUGCGCAUCGACGCCGCGAGCCCAGGCAAGGAGGCCGGGCCCUCGGGGCACACCUCCGCCGACCUCGAGCGCGACCUGGACCUGCCCCUUGCGGGCGCGGGUGCCGCCGCCAGGACCCUGGCGCUGGCCAGCGGGCUGCUCGGGAAGGAGCUCGACGUCACGCCGUCCUACUGGCCCGCGGUGUGGCAAGAGUUCGGCGACGAGGCUGUGUCCCAGCUGCUUUCCAGGGGCACGAAGGGCGAGGACGAGGGCGCCGGCGCGAAGCUGCAGUGGCAAGCCAGGGUGCUGCGGAGGCUGCGGGAGCUCAUGGACGACCGGCCCCCAAAGGGGGACGCCGAGGAGAGCGCAGACGCGGGGUUCCAGGAGCACUUGCAGGCGGCCGAGUUCGUGCUACGGCGCGCCGCCCACGCCGUCUCGGUGCUGCAGACGUGCGACGAGGGCGGGCCCGCUAGAAUGCCCCACCUGGAGAAGGUCGUGCCGCGCGUCUGCGCCGACCUAGCUUCGUGGUUGGAGCAGAUGACGACGCUGGUCUCGGUGUACCAUGUCAGCCUCCACGACAUGGAGAGCGAGCGCCGCAGGCUCCAGGCGGAGCUGUCGGCCCAGGUGGCCAGGGCGGGCAGUGCCGAGCGGGAGGCGCACGCCGCGGGUUCGCGCCUCGAGCGUGUGAUCGAGAGGCGGCAGGAGGAGGAGACCCAGGCGAAGGCCGACCAGCUGCUCGGGAGGAACGCGCCGGGUGCCGCGUGGGACGACGAGGCAUGGGAGGCCAAGCUCGACGAGCUGCACCGCAAGUGGGAGGAGCAGUACAUGCAGCCGGUGUUGCAGGAGAUGGAGGAUCUCAAGUCGCAGAACAUGGAGUUGCUGGACAUGCUCAGGAAAAGCAACAGGGAAAAGAAGGAAGUGGAAGACCUGCUGAGUAAGGCGGAAGCCUUCUUGAAGGCCUCGUCCCUCCGCGACGAGGCGCAAGCGCAGGGCAUGGAGGCCCUCGAGAAGCUGCUGGAGAGCCUCGACGACGACUGUUUCUGGGCGGAGGGCAGGUCCCUGCUGCAGGAGUCGCUGGAAUACCUGCGCUCGGGCGACGACUCUCACCAGGUGGCGAUCCAGGGGCUGCUGCGGGCGGGCUGCGCGGCGGCUGCGGAACACGGGCGACUUUCGGCCGCGUGCGCGCACGCGGGCCGCGCGCUGCGCGCCGUCGGGGGGUGGCUGGCCGAGGCGGCGGCGGCGGCCGAGGGCCUCGCGCCCGAGGUCGGCAUCGGGAACCUGGCGCCCGUCCUGGACUGGGCCGUCCGUGCCAUGUCCGCCUCAGCGCGGGGGCUCGGCGGGCCUCGAGGUCUGGGCGGGGGGGGGUCGUCGCCGGGGGCCACGUCGCCGCAGACACCGCAGGGGCAGGACCCGGCGUACAGCUUCUUCCCGGAUGACGGAGACGAGGAGGAGUGCGGCCGUGCCGGGCCGGGCGGCGACUCCGGCGGAGCGCUCGGUCAGGCCGGGGAGUUCCCGUGGGAGUCCCUGGGCUGCGGGGAGCCCUCGCGGUGGGAGCCCGACCACGAGGCGCCCGCCCGGGUCCGCAGGCAGGUGGAGGAGGAGGUCCGCGUGCAGAUGCAGGCCCAGGUUGCGGGCGAGCUGGAGAGGCUGAGGCUGGAGAUGGCGGCCCAGGCCUCCGAGUCUGCGGCGAUCACCGAGCGCUCCAGGCGGGACGCGGACGAAAUGGCGGAGAAGCUGAGAGAGGACCUGGAGAAGGCGAGGGGCCGCAUCGACGAGCUGCGGAAGAAGCUCACCGCGCUCCAGAAGAUCCUCGAGAAGAGAGGGCUGGGCAAGGAGAUGCGGGAAGCCAUGGAGGAGGCCGGGCUGACCACCUUCCAGUCGGGUGCCAACCGAGUGUUCGAGCGUUUGUACGGUGAUGCCACGGCGAGGUUGCACAAGUUCACGGAGAGGCAGGUUGAUUACAUUAGGGAGAACAGCACCGGUUGGCAGAACAAGUGCAAGGGUGCCUUCGAGCGGGUCUUGGAUCAGGUCGUCCGGCAGAAGGAGCAGGUCGCCCCGCAGAAGUCGGAGCUGGGCCGGGCAGGUCAGAUGUUCAGGCAGGUCGUCGAGCAGCGGCUCGCUCCGCGCGCGGCCGCCAAGAACGAGCACCCGACGCCGCUCCAGAUGGGGCGCGCCACGAGCGCCCCGGGUCAGCCGAGACGGAGCCACGCCGAGGUGGGGCUGCCAAAGGAGACCUUCGUCGGCGUGGGCGCGGGCGUGGACGGCCUCGUCAGCAGCACCAGCAGCACUGGGCUCCGGGAGCAGCCACAAGCACGGGCGUUGGCGCACGGGCUGCAGCAGUUCCAGCAGGUGGUGGGGCGAGCCGCCGGGCGAGCCGUGGCCAACCAGCGCUUGGUCAGGGCCUCGGGCGCGGAGCACGCCGGGGCCGUGCCGCCGCCGGGCUACUUGGAUCUCUUCGGCAAUGCGGUGCCAACGCACGGUUCAGAGGCGAAGGGCCAGCUGGUCAAGGCCAAACCGCGCCGCGGCUCUGCGGUGCACAAGGCAUCGACCGCGGUGCACCACCUCGGCUCCGUCGAGGAGCACGUCGUCCGCGGGGUCGCCUCCCUGCCCGCGGGCAAGGGCAGGGGCAGCCCCAGGGAGGCGCGGCUCGGCGCCGCGCCCCAGCCCGCGAGCACGGAGGAACCCUGGGAGGCGACGCCCGUCCUGGCCAGGCCGGCGGACGACGCGCUCCACCAGGACUCGGUGGGCUCGGCGCUCGCCAGGAGGCUCUCCACGGCGCGGCCCGUGGCGGCGGGAUCGGGGCGCCUCGAGGGCGGCAGCGCGCACUCGCGGAGCGCGUCGCCGCCCGCGUCGCCCGAGUUGUCGCGCGGCCUGGACGGGCUCGCGGACCGCUUGGCCUGCGGCGCCGCGGGGCGGCGGGGCUCGGCCAGGAAGUGCCGGGGCUCUGCGCUGUGGCGGGAGCCCCAGGAGCUGUCGGCCGCGGCGGAGUUCGUGACGGCGGCCGCCGCGGCCGCGCACGCGAUGCCAGAGCCCGCGGCGUCGGAGGGGUUGCGGACGUGGCCGGAGCAGCGCUUGCCGCAGGCGUCCGCGCGGCCGAGGCAGCUGGUCUCGGUCGAUGGUCUCGCCGCGUGUGAGCCGCUGGCCGGGGGCCUCUCGGCGUCGAAGAGCUUGACGUCGAAGAGCUCGGCGUCGAACGACGAGUCCUUGGCCGAUGGCGGAGACUCGCAGGACUCUCGCUGGAGGCAUGGGAGGAGCAAGAGCCUCGCGCGCAUGGCCUCGGACCAGCAGGCGGCCAUACAGCAGCAGCUGCUGCAGGGUGCUCGCCCUUCGCGGCGCGGUUCCUCUGCGGUCAGCCGCACGGCGAAGGCCCUGGACCUCGGCGGAGAGGCAGCGGCGUCGCGUGCGGGGGUCGUGCGGCACGCGCGCACCGAGAGCGACGCCCACACCGAAAGCAAAGUUUCAGCGACAGGCGCCAGCGUCGCAGAGCGGGUGCCUGACAGCAGGGCGUCGCAGAUGCUGACCUCCAGCAACAGCUUAUCCUCGACGCUGCGGCCAAGCUCCUCGCAGGCUCGCCAUUCCCGCAUCCAGGAGUGAGCGCUCCUGCGCCGCUGCCGGCCUCCUCUGCUCGGCAUUGCAACCUCUCACCAGCUCGUUUGAGCCCUGCCGCGUAGGAAGACGCUGUGCCUGCGCACCUGACAGUACUGGCCUCGCCCUGGCUGCGCAUGGCAGAUCGGGCGAAAACCUCUCGUGCGGCCAGCGUCGGCUGUCGUCCCUUGCCGCCGUGGGCGAGGGCGCACGGGCCGCCACCGGGCACCGCGCAGUGAGCGCUCGCCUGUUGUGCUCGCUUUCGCGGUGUCUCUGCUGCUCGCUCCCUGUGCCUCUGACUCUCUCCGUGUGCGCCGCGUGGUCUGCCUGUGCCAGGCCUCUCCGACCCCGGGGGUGGGCGUCCCCGCGGUACCAGUCGGGUGCUCUCGUCACACCCUCAUCCGCCUCGGCGGCGCAUGCCUGUCUUUCCAGGAGGAGGUGGGGUCGAAAGCUGUCCCCCCUCAGGAUCUAGG
Molecule: messenger RNA, 5345 nt
Organism: Prorocentrum cordatum
Lineage: Eukaryota; Dinophyceae; Prorocentrales; Prorocentraceae
Source: the annotation of a GenBank genome assembly